CGACCCGGACGCAUUUCGCAGUGGCACCAGCACCACCAUGUGUAAUGACCGUGCGUCAUUCUAAACGUUAAAAGGACGCGGUCAUGUCCGCAGCAGCACGCUGCGCGUUCACGCGUUUUCUACGCCGCUAUUCGAGUCGUGGACAUGCCAGUGCAGUCCUUCUGAGGGCGCGAUCGUUCUGUCUGACGUCGCGUCUCGGCGCCGAUCCCCGGCGGUCCAGCGAUGGCGAGGAGAAUCUGUCGGAGCCCAUCAAGUUCUCCACGAGUAAAGCCAGCCACAGGACGUGGAAGGUGGAGCGCUCGAUGGGCAGCAGGUUCCAGCAGCCGUGGUGGCAUGUCCUGCCUCUGAGCGUGGUCACCAUCGGCUUCCUGGUGUGGUGCGUCUUCCGCGAGGAGUCCGACAUCGACCGCGCUCUGGAAAAGCAGCUGUUCCAACACUUGCCCGGUUUAUUAACCGACAUCGAGGAAGAGGAACCCACAAAGGAACCGGAUGAUGGUUCCGAAUGAACAUGAAUUGUCAUUUCGUGUACAUCGCUAUUAAUACGUUGGUAUUGUUUGGGCUCCUGCAGCUUGGUUUUGAAAUGAGAUCACGCCGGAUGGAGCUGCAGACCUUCGUCACGGACUCGCUGGAAACCAGCUGCUCAGGAUGAUGUUUUUGAGACGGGUCAUACUGAAACACUGUCGUUUGUCAAAAGUACGUCCAAAAGGUCAAAAAGGACGUCCAUCUGUGAUGCUUCCUGUAAGAAGGCGUGGUCUCAAGUGAAAAAAAAUGUACCUGUAUGUUAAAAAGAACUGAUUAUUGUGAUGCUGAUUGGUAACUGCAUAAUUAUUUACUACUGCUUUAAUUUUUUAUCAAUAAAAAGGUGUUUGAGCUGCAUAAGA
This is a messenger RNA of Silurus meridionalis, 881 nucleotides long. It is a transcript of the gene uqcc4, whose product is annotated as chromosome 4 C16orf91 homolog. The coding region runs from base 84 to 506 and encodes 140 amino acids. The record is from RefSeq and is a predicted model, not a curated record. The transcript has 2 exons. NCBI's taxonomy places the organism in Eukaryota, Metazoa, Chordata, Actinopteri, Siluriformes, Siluridae.